This is a messenger RNA of Geodia barretti, 2356 nucleotides long. NCBI's taxonomy places the organism in Eukaryota, Metazoa, Porifera, Demospongiae, Tetractinellida, Geodiidae. The record is from the annotation of a GenBank genome assembly.
CACUACUGUGCAAUCUCGGUCGGUGAGGCUGAGCGACUGCGCAUAUAAUAUUUCAUGAUGUCGAAACCGUUCUCCAAGGAGAAGUUCCUUAAAGAUGUAGCGGAGGAGCUCCACGACGUAGGGCGAAAAUGGAGGCGAAUAGGAACGCAGCUUAAGGUUCCUCAGUCUACGUUAAAAGAAAUUGACCAGAAGCAUAAGGAUGAAUUAGAGCUGGCCCUAAUGGAAACGAUCAACGAGUGGUUAAACCAAAUAGUAGUCGAUGGAGAUCCGUCGUGGUCUGAUAUUAUAGAUGCCCUGCAAUCCAGGAGUGUAGGUGAGCGUACACUUGCUAACAACCUAAGGCGAAGAAAAUGCAGAGACUCAAUGGCUCCAGGUAUGUGCAAUGUAACUUUCUUGAAAUCAGACGUGACCCUUACAUACUCAUUUCCCCACUUAUCGGUAACAGAUGAUACUAUGGAGGGAGAUGCUUUUCAACCAACUGGCAAGAAAUGGCUCGGAGUUGCAAUGUUCCUGAAGUUAUAAAAGAAGAAAUUCGCCGACUAGCUAGACUCUUCAACACACUUCGAAUCAAAACAUUUCGUCAUAUUGAAAAGCUCCAUAAAGCACAAAAAAUUACAGUAGACGAUUUUAGAGUUGUUGUUUCCAAUCCCCAACACUUACCAGCACAUCACAAUUAUAAAGAACUACUCCUGGCAAAGUCAACGUCAGAAAUUUACACCAUUAUUAGUCAGAAGCAGUAUAUGAAUUGGCAGCAUUAUGAUUUGCUGGAGGAGAUUAUUGAAGAAUAUGCUGAUCCUCCAAUAAAGGAAGACUUUGAAAGUUAUAAAAAUGGAAUAGAAUUGUUUGAAAAAGCAACAGGGCUAAAUGAUGUCAGAGAUGUCAUAUUCACACCUCAUGGUCCUAAUUCGCGUCUUAUGAAAGCGUCUAUUCCGGAGGAGGUAGAAAACCCAACAAUGGAAAUUGUAAGAAAAUUAAAAAAUGGAGUAAAGAAAACGAAUGGCUUCUCUCCUCCUGUACACCACAUUGGGAAGAAUUCUCCCUUUAGCAUUUAUUUUAUCAUGCCACGGCUAUUUUGUCCACCUACAUUUAUGACAGAAACAAGCAUUGGUGCUGUUGAAUCAGAUGAAAUUGAAAGUUGUACUGUCAUCAAACUUUCUGAGCAAUGUGUUCGAAAGCUAUUGAAUUUAUCUACCAACAAACCGAGUGAAAUGGAUAACCCCCAAGACCCACAAGACGUCAAUGUUGACCAAGAAGAUGAUAUUUUUCCUUCUAUGGAGAGACGAAGUACGCCACAUCCCACGUGCAGAGUCAGCAGUGCAUCCCACAAACAACAGGUGCAACCGUCUGACCACCCUAUCUUGAGGAGUGUUAGUAGCAGUGUAAGUGUCUCCUCCACAUCAUCCAGACCAAGUGAAAUGGAUGAAUCCUUCCCACCUAUUGAUCCCAGUAGCAUGCAAGUGCACCACGAUAAGGUCCUCAUGAAUGGCGAUAGUGCCGUUGUCUGCAAGGCCCAGUUUCUUACUCUUCCCUGUGCUGCUAAAUACAUCCACCCUAAGGUAGUUGAGAGCUCAUUGUGGCAAGUGGAACAUUUCAAGAAGGGGUGCAAGAUCAUAAAGGACUGGCUACAUCCCAAUAUUGUCUCUUUUUUAAGUUCAGGUACCUACAGCGAUCCUAAGCUGAAGCAACCAAUUUUGUUUAUGGAACUAAUGGACCAAAGUCUAAAGAGGUUUCUUGAUGAAAUGAAAGUUGUCCGACUUCAUUUGCAGCUCGACAUCUGCAAUGAUGUGGCUCAUGGUCUAGGCCUGCUGUUUGAACGUGUCCAAGAAAUAAGUGAGGAAAAUGAUGCACUGAAAAGAGAGUUGAAAUGUGCCAAUGACAUGCAUCAAAAAGAGAAGAAAGACUGGAACGACAGAAUUAACUUUCUUGACAAAAAGCUUAAAGCGGCUAUUGAACAGCAAGAAGAAACAGAAAAGGAGAAAAAUGAAGCAAAAUCAACGAGCAAAACAAUGUAUGCCAAGCUUAAGCAGAUGCAAAAGCAAAACGAUGACUACAGAGACACGCCUGAAAAAUCCGACAAGUUUGCAAAAAAUGCAGUUUAGUUAUUCAUUUUUGUAGUUUAUUAUUCAUGUUAGUGUGUGAAUAAUUCUGAACUGAUGAUGAUGGAUGAUGAUGGUGUAAUGAAUUAUUGAGUGGUGGGUGUGGUAAGUGGGCGGGGCUAGACUGGAGUCUCCAGGAAGUCAAGUUCUCUGAAGGAGUUUCUGAGCAUGCUCAGAGUGGAUGAGACCAGGUACGGACGUACCGAGACUUCUGUUGUAGUACUCACUACUGUGGCCUCUGUGGAGUGAGGGAGAGAAAA